Molecule: messenger RNA, 5592 nt
Organism: Nomia melanderi (Alkali bee)
Lineage: Eukaryota; Metazoa; Arthropoda; Insecta; Hymenoptera; Halictidae
Gene: sp3
Product: phosphatidylinositide phosphatase spermathreecae
Biological process (GO): phosphatidylinositol dephosphorylation; regulation of endocytic recycling
Cellular component (GO): clathrin-coated endocytic vesicle; early endosome
Molecular function (GO): phosphatidylinositol-4-phosphate phosphatase activity
Source: RefSeq, a predicted model, not a curated record
GAAACAGGUUUAUUGUAUAGUCGCAUGUAUCUAUAAGCAAGAUGGCGAAGUGUUCGUCGUAGGCGGACUGUCGUUAGAAGAGGUGUCAUUACACAUGUAGCCUGAGAAUCAUCAUUCUGUGAAUAAAUUAGAAGAAUGGAACUAUUUCGUACUGACACGCAUUUUAUUUUUGUGAAAGAGAGAUAUAGCUUGUGGUGUGAUAAAUUUACGGGCGAAUUCUCUGCGAAAUCGGAUUGGGAAUGGGCCUCCCCAAAGGAUUUAGAAUGUCUUGGGAUAUUUUAUGGAAUAGUUGGAAAAAUAGAACAGCCAUCUGUAUUAGAGCCUCGUUUGAUGUUAAUCAAAGAAAUUUCAUCAGCUGGGGAAUUAUACGGAGGUCAUGUUAUAUAUAAGAUAAAAUCUAUUGCAUUUUUGCAUAUUGGCACGGAAAAUAGUGAUAUUGGACUUUUGCCAUGCAAGAAGCAUCAAAAUUUGCCAAAGAAAAAAAGUCAAAGUAGUUUAUUUGAUGUGCCACAGAAAGCUGCUCUUGCCAAGACAUGGGGAACCAUUAAAAGUGCGACUAAUACUAUAAAAACUACUACACAACAAGCCGCAGCACUUGCAACAUCUCAGGUAAAAUCCACAGUAUCCAAACGAAGUAUUGUUAAAGAUAAAGAAAAAUUUGAGAAAAGGAUUCUCGAGGAAUUGAACAAAAUUUUUACGGAAACUGAUUCCUUCUAUUAUUGUCAAACGGGUGAUAUUACUAACAGUCUGCAAAGGCUUUGCAAUUCAGAGUCAAAGCAAAAUCAAGAAAUAAAUAAACCACUUUGGCAAAGAGUAGAUGACAGGUUUUUUUGGAAUAAGCAUAUGCUGCAGGAUAUAAUCAAUCUAAAAACAGAUAAAGCAAAUUGUUGGAUAUUACCUGUUAUUCAAGGAUAUGUACAGAUAGAGAGGUGUAAUGUAGAAGUAGGUUUCGAUGGUCAAUCACAACACGAAACGUUUAAUUUGGCUGUUAUAUCAAGGAGAAGUAGAUUUCGUGCAGGAACAAGAUAUAAGCGACGUGGUGUUGAUGAUGAAGGAAAAUGUGCAAAUUAUGUGGAAACAGAGCAAUUAGUGUGGUAUCAUGACCAUCAAAUGUCUUUUGUACAAGUGCGAGGUAGUGUACCUGUAUACUGGUCUCAACCUGGAUAUAAAUACAAGCCCCCACCACAUAUUGACAAGGGUGAAGCAGAAACACAAGUUGCAUUUGAGAAACAUUUUACAGAAGAACUUGAAUUGUAUGGUCCAAUUUGUAUUGUCAAUCUUGUAGAGCAAACUGGGAAAGAGAAAAUCAUUUGGGAAGCUUAUAGUAACCAUGUAAUAAAUUAUAAUCAACAAGAUAUAACAUACACGUCGUUUGAUUUUCAUGAAUACUGUAGAGGAAUGCAUUUUGAAAAUGUGUCUAUUUUGAUCAAUGCAUUGGCUACGGUACUGACAGACAUGGGAUACUGUUGGCGUGAUAAGCAAGGCACAAUUUGCAUGCAGAAGGGAGUGUUUCGGGUGAAUUGCAUAGAUUGUCUAGAUCGAACAAAUGUGGUGCAAACUGCUCUGGGUAAAGCUGUAAUGGAAAUGCAGUUUUCUAAACUAGGAUUAAUACCUCCAGAUGGUAUGCUACCAACAAAUAUUAAGCAGACAUUUCAGUUGCUUUGGGCCAAUAACGGCGAUAUUAUUAGUAAACAAUAUGCUGGAACAAAUGCUUUGAAGGGAGAUUAUACAAGAACAGGGGAAAGAAAAUUUACUGGUUUAAUGAAAGAUGGCAUGAAUUCUGCAAACAGAUAUUUUCAACAACACUUUAUGGAUGAAAUGCGUCAAGCGGCGAUAGAUACCUUGCUAGGGAAUCCCAUCAACGUUAACGAACUGAAUCUCGAUUGGUCGCACUAUUUAGACAUCUUUGAUAAUUGCUGCAAUGAGCUAAUUCCCGUGAAACUGACAAGCGUAGAGCUUCAUCUUGCUACUUACCCUGACUUUAUUUAUGCCAGUGCUAUCUAUCAUUUAGUAAGAUAUUAUUUAAACCGCUUCAAGGAUGUCUAUAGACAAGCUACCAUUGAUAUGAUGUUAGGAAAUUCAGUGAGCGAAGAAGUAUUUCAAGAACGAACAGAUGAAGAAGAUAAUGCUGCAACUGCAAUUCAUGUGAAACUGUUGAUAGAGGAUUGCAAGAAACUACUGAUACCUGAUCCAGAAGUUAUUUUAGGCAGCUGGGGUCUUAUCGAUGCGGACCCAGUAACUGGAGACCCAACGGAAACGGAAAUGGAUACUAUUCUUAUACUAACACGAGACUGUUAUUACGUAGCUGAUUACGAUGAUCAGAUUGACAAAGUUACAAACUACCAAAGAGUUCCACUGGAAGAUAUUAUUCUGAUCGAAUGUGGACAGUCUGAGAGUUUACUUUCCCUGUUUAAAAAUAAGCAUUUUUACUGCAUUAGAAUAAAUUACAAAGUGGCCAACGAAUCUGGCUAUUUUCACAUGUUUCGCAGUACAAAUUUACAGUUUUUUAAUAACAUGGCUGUUAUAAAAACCGAAGAAGAAAGCUCAGAAUCUUUAAGGGCAAUCUGUGAAACUUUCACUGUAGCAAUGGAAAUGGCAGGAUUACUAAACACCCCGAUAACGAUAGACGUAACAUUAGAUAGACGAAAGAGUAAGUUAGUUAACGUUAAAGGAUCUACAGGUCUUCUAGAUAUUUCAUCGCUCCCCGAGUUGACUAGAAAUGUCUCAGAAACACAGUUACUAGCUCUAAAAAGUGCAGGAACAAAAGCUUUAAACAACAUGUCAGAGCAAUUCAGCAAAUUAAACAAACUCAGUCAUAGCUUUAGCACUAGAAAACCGAUCGACAUAGCAAGAAGUAUAGGCAAGAAAUCUGAACCAUCCCCAAAACCCACUUUUACAGUAGGUAGUAGAGAUAUAUCUGGCAAAGUACAAGGGAAACACGACAGCAGCAGUGGUAGCAGUAGCGACGAUGAAAAUAUAGAAAUACCAUCUGGUCCUUUAGAAAAACCAGAAAACUUCAGUCAUGAUAAAAAUUUAAUGGAAGCUUAUACACCAUCCAUUGGUAUUAUAAUGGGCGUAAAAAAUGCAGACGUGGUGGAACCCGAUGAAAACAAUGAAAAUCACAAUUUGAUAACACGACCUAAUAAUCUACAUGAUCAAAAAUUAAGUGCAGAGAACCUGUUAGCUCCAGAGGCUACAUCCGGGACAAGUACUUUGAGCGCUUCUCCACAGAAGACACCAGAAAUAACAAUCCAGAAUGUAACAGAGAAUUUGACUGAAGAUAAGGAGAGAAUGGUCCCACCUUCAACAUUAAAUCUUACAAAAAAUAUUAGUCAUUCAUCGGAAGAAGUUGACAGUAGAUUAAUGCUUAACAACACGAAUGCGAACAAUUUACAAACAGAGAAUAGAUUACAGGAUAAAAAAAGGUCAACGUCAGAACAAGAUUUAACUUUGAAUAUCACAUCUUCUCAAAGCGAGUCUGCUUUAAAAUCUAUAAAAACCAAUAUUACUAACGUCACCAGCCCAGUAGCAUCCACGGCCAAAGAUAUUCUGUCACCUUUCUCGAAAUUUGCUAAAGGGGUUCAAACAUUAGGAGCAAACUUAGAUCCUAGAAAGUUGAAAGCAGGACAAGGAGGAUUACUAAGAAAUCUAUCAGACCAUCAUGUAGAACAGCGUCAAAAAUUGGAAGACAGGUGGGGUUCUUGUCAAUCUAAACUCAUUGCUUUGUAAAUUUUUUGAAAAUCUAGUAUUCAAAAUUUGAAUGUCUAGCGAUGUAAUUACAAUUUAGGGAUACGCGAUAGUAGAUGAUUACACAGAAAUUGCGUAAUAGGCGUGGAAACAAUUCAGCAUUGGAAUUGAUAAAUGUAUUUCUCUUUGCCAUUGGUACUUACUAGAAAUAGUAUCAUAAGAAAACUGCAUCAAAUUUAAAUUACCAUGCACAUCUUUAACUUUUCUGAUUAUUUUGGAUUACUGCCAUCUUGCUAAGGAAUUCUCGCGAAAAGAAUGGCUACUAGUAAAACAUUUCCUAUACCUUAUCGUAUUUAUUACCUUCUACAAAGUACAAUGUGGUCAAUAUUUAAUCAACAGCGAAUCUCUUGAUGUGUCUACUUACAAAUUUUCUAGUAUUCUACACUGGUAAGGGCAAUUAAACUUUCGUUUUUAGAUCGAAUGACUAUUUGCAAAAUGCUUUUUCGCAUAUUUAUACAAAAUUUUCACCUGAAUAGCGUUUGUAACAAUUUGAACAAAUUCUGAUGUUUGCUAUAUUUGGAUGUUAAAAAGUUGAAUUGUAAAUUUAACAAAAUGGUAUGCUUACAAAAUGAAAUUUAAUUCCAGCGUUCUUUGACGCUCAAAUCUUUGCUGCAUAAUUAAAUUUUCCUAGUAUGCCAAAUUUCAUUUAUUUAUUAUACAAGAUUUACCUUCACUUUUUUAGUAAGUUUACUGACUGGGAUAUACAUGUGACAUUUACGAACUUAACAGUAUUUAUAGAUUGAAAAUUUAUUUUUGCAGCAAAAUGGGCAAAGAAGCUUUGUAGUCAAUUAUGUAAAUACAAAGAGUUAUUUAAGUAUAGUUUAGUGAAUAACGUUAAUAUUGCUAAUUAAACGAAAGUAUAGUCGCAAGAUGUGCAAAAUAAAUACCCUUUUUAGAAGUCUGUAUAAUGUGCAAACUAGUAUUGGUAAUUAUGCUGAAAUAAAUUGGAGUAUGAGAGGUAGUAUUUAAGAGUGAAGCAGUAGUAAUGAAAUUUUUAGAAGUAUUACUUGAUUAUAAAGACAGAACAAGUUUUCAAUUUAUUUUGAACAUACAAAGGAAAGCUUUUUUUUAACCAAAAACUUCCAAUUGCAUUAUAUGCAGAUAGUUCCAAGUAUCAGUGAUAUAAUUACAACAUUUAUAGACUUGCAUAACUAUAGUAUUACGUAUAUUAUUAUUAUACUCAAUUAAUUGUAGCGAAAAUUUACAUAUACGAUGUAUUAAAUACACGUUGUUAUUUAAUAUUCUGUUUAGAACAAUGUACACAAAAUAACAUAAGUUUUGAAUUUAGAUGGCUGACUCUUGUAUGUAAAUAAUUUAAUUUAUUCAUAAUAUGCUGUAAACGUUUCAUAGUUGCACUAACAUGUGGUAGAAGUGUCACGAAUAAGAAUUUUUCUAGUGAAUGUUUUUUUUCAACUGCAAAUGAUAGUCUGUGAUAUAAUCUAGCAGAAUGUACACAGCCUAAAAGAAAUGAGCAAAUAAAAAGGUGUGUCGAUUCUAUAGGUCAUUUAGGAAUGCUUUAUAAAUGAGAACACGUAAAGCAGGACAAUUUUUAAAUGAUUGCUAUGUUUAGCUGAAUUUAUUACCCAUAUUUUAUGAUCAAUCAUUCAUUCCGUGUACAUCAGCUUAUUUCUAACAUAUUCCUAACUAUUCGCGAAAUACUUAUUUAUUGAUACAGUAUUAUAAAUCAUUGAAGAGAACCAAAACUAUAUAUUUUUUUGUUCCUUUUUUCAUAUUGAGGCAAUGUAUGGUCCAAUUAAAUGUUUUGAGCGUUCAAAACGUUGUAACGUAUAAUAUUAUGUGUAUUUUUACAAUAGGACAAUUACAAACAAUCCUGAUAAACAACGC